Molecule: messenger RNA, 4978 nt
Organism: Temnothorax curvispinosus
Lineage: Eukaryota; Metazoa; Arthropoda; Insecta; Hymenoptera; Formicidae
Exons: 12
Coding region: 688-4869 (1393 amino acids)
Source: RefSeq, a predicted model, not a curated record
CAAUAUAAAUUUCAAUUGCUUGAAGAGAUAUUUGAUGAGAAAAGUAUGACAAUGGAAUAUUAUUAUUUGUUAUAUAAAUUACAUUUGUUAUAAUUUGUGUUAGAAACUUCCUUGCACGUAGUUUUUGGUAAAUGCUUGAAAUAUUUGUAGUAACGAUAUAUUGAGAUUUAUGAGCAUUCUUAUAUAAGUAUACAACUAUACACAUAUUCUUUUUUUUUACGCUAAAGAUUUUUAUGGUUGCAUUUUUUUUCCAGUCUUGUUGCAAAACUAAUCAAUGAUAUAAAGACCAAAUAAGUUGAACGAAGUAUUUUGACGCAGACUUGGACAGACAUUUCGGUAGAUUUUGAUAAACGAAAUAUAUUUUGAAUUUAAUAAAGGAAAGAAAAAGAGCAACGUGUUUUUUGUUUGUUUGUUUGUUUGAAAUAAAUAACGCGAAGUGAAGGUGAUGAGCAAAUACGAAUCCCGGAUUUCUAUCGUGUCAAAGGGUAGACGAUUAGGGAUUGUCGAUUACCAAAUAAAGAUACGUAUUACACAAACAACGGAAAAAUUGGUCAUUAUCGGUAUGCUGGUUACCUAAUGGGUCUCAUAAUCUUGCACUCCGAACUUUUGUAUCUUUUUCGUCGAUAGAGAGUAUAUAAAGGAAUUGACGAGUAGUGCUGGCCGAUCCUUCGCGAAGCAAGCACGAGGAUGAAAGCGAUUGCGUUGCUUUUGGCUGCGGCGUGCCUGGCUCAUGCCACGCAGGUGCCCUCCCACACCGCUGACAAAACAUAUCUGAUCAAGCAGAAGAGCAUCUACGAGCUCUUCUGGCACGUCGACCAGCCAACCGUCUACCAUCCGGAACUCUACCAAAAGGCGCGAUCCUUCAGCCUCGAAGAUAACAUCGCUUCUUUCACAGACCAGGCGGCGGUGACCGAGUUCCUGCAGCGAUGGAAACACGGAAUGCUCCCACGGGGAGAAGUGUUUUACGGAAGUCAUCCUCAGUAUUACAAAGAAGCGAUUUGCCUCUUCCGUGUUCUAUAUUCCGCCAAGGACUUUGACACUUUCUACAAUACUGCCGUAUGGGCACGCUUCCACGUGAACGAACAUAUGUAUGUAUACGUGUUGAGUAUCGUCGUGUUACAUCGCCCGGAUACCAAAAACAUCCGUCUACCCCCGAUUUACGAGGUGGUCCCACAUUACUUCUUCAACGAGGACGUUUUGCAUAAGGCCUAUCGUAUCGCGAUGGGUGACUCGCACGCAGGUGUGAAGAAGACAGUCGGUGGUGUAGAUUAUUAUUAUAUUCCUUCCAAUUACACCACUUGGUAUAUGGGUGGAGAUGAAAUGUCGGAACAACAAAAAUUAAGCUACUUCAUUGAAGAUAUUGGUUUAAAUGGUUUCUACUUUGUAACGAUUCACGACUUCCCAGUCUGGAUGAAUAGCGUUCGGUAUAACAUGCCCCAACACAUUCGCGGCGAAUUGUAUAUGUUUAGCCACAAACAAGUGCUGAAUCGUUACUAUUUGGAAAGACUGUCCAACGAUAUGGGUGAAAUCUCGUACGUCGAUGUGAAUAAACCUGUCGCUCCUGGUUACUACCCGAUGAUGCAUCAUCACAAUGGAUUGCCGUUCCCACAACGUCCUGUUGGUUCCGAGGUUCCUCUCCACGCGCACAAACAUGUCCAGGCCAUACAAGAUGCCCACACUCGCAUUUCCGACGCCAUCGACAAAGGCUACGUCAUUGAUGCGCAUGGCAAACAUAUCGACAUUUACCACACCGUAGACGGUUUCAACCAUCUUGGCAACGCGAUACAGGGCAAUGCCGAUUCCGUCAAUCCUGCAUAUUAUGGACGUUUGGACUAUUUCUACAGAAAGGUCCUCGGCAUGGGCCCGGUCGAGGUCACCAAACACAUGGCACGUCCUACCGCUAUCGAACUCUUUACCACCAGCUUAAGAGAUCCCGUCAUCUAUGGAAUCUACAAGAACAUUGUCACUUACUGGAUGAGGUAUAAGGAACACUUGCCGAGCUACACGCACGAGGAACUUGCUUUCCCGGGUGUGACGAUCGAAUCCGUUACCGUUGACAAGCUGUUGACUUUCUUCGACCACUUUGAAUCGUUGGUCAGCAAUGCCGUAUCGGUGCGCAGCCACAAAGAAGCUCAAUCCAUGGUGAUCAAGGCACGUCAGUAUCGUCUCAACCAUAAGCCUUUUACCUAUCACAUCACCGUCAACAGCGACAAGAAUGUCAAGGCGGUCGUUCGCAUCUUCCUUGGACCUAAAUACGAUGUUCACGGCCACGAAUUGGAUAUGAGCGAGAAUUACAUGAACUUCAUCGAGAUGGAUCAAUGGAACGUUGACCUGAAACCUGGAACCAACAAGAUUGAGCGCAAUAGCUACGAGUCCAUCUACGUCGUUCCGGACGAGGUGCCAAGCGAGGUUCUGUACAAGAAGGUGGUGAAAGCUAUCGAGGGUGGCGAGACUUUCACUUAUCCAGGCCAGCUUUACGGUUUUCCCGACCGUUUGGUACUUCCUAAGGGCAAGAAGGAAGGCAUGCCGUUCAAACUCUUUGUGAGCGUUUCGCACUUGGAUGAGACGCGAGCCAUCAAGGUGACGUCCCCUGUCUGGGGUCCAAGCGUGAUGGACUCUCGAGCAAUGGGAUAUCCGCUCGAUAGACCGGUUCACACCUUCAACUUCACCGUACCCAACUUCUACACGAGGGACGUUCUGAUUUACCAUAAGCCGGCGGAAGAAUUGAAUCUCACCGUGUAUAAAAGUGCGAGCGCGCGGCGUCGAGCGCCAUUCAGAAUUUUGAUCUCGCCUACAAUGGGUGUUGGAAAAGUUUGGGAAAUGAAGUUCCUGGCGAUAUUAGUCGUCGUUGCGGCCAUCAGCUUCAGUCUGGUAGCAGCCGACUAUAAUACCGUCAAGAUCGCCGACAAGGAGUUCCUCCUUAAGCAGAAGAAAAUCUAUAAUCUUCUAUACUAUAUCUCGCAACCCUCCCUCGUGAAUCCUUCAUUGUACGAGGAAGGCCGCUCGUACAAUAUCGAAGCCAACAUAGAUUCGUAUACUAAUACGGCUGCGGUGAAGAACUUCCUCUAUCUAUACGAGUAUGGCAUGCUUCCUCGUGGCGAGCUCAACUCUCUGUACUAUCCAAAGCUUCGGGAGGAAACGGAGGCGCUAUUUCGCCUAUUCUAUUAUGCCAAGGACUUCGACAUCUUCUACAAAACGGCGCUAUGGGCGCGCAUUUACAUCAACGAGAUGCAGUUUGGUGAGGCCCUGUAUACCGCGGUUAUGCUCCGCGACGAUACCAAGUUCCUUCAGUUGCCGCCUCCUUAUGAAAUGUAUCCGUACGGAUUCUUCAACUCCGAAGUACUCGAGAAGGCGCAUCAUGCAAAACUCUUCGGUAAACUUGAUUCGAACAAGUUUGGUGGCUACGACACCUACAUCAUUCCGGCAAAUUAUUCCGGAUGGUACGUGUCGCGCGAGUACGAUUUGGAACACAAAAUUAAUUAUUUCACCGAGGAUAUUGGCUUGAACGCUUUCUACUUCUACUUGCGGCAAGACUAUCCGUUCUGGCUAAAGGGCGAAGAAUUCGGCUUGCAGAAGAAUCGCGGGAUAGAUUAUCUUUACGGUCACAAACAAUUGCUGUCCCGUUAUUAUUUGGAGCGGUUGUCCAACGACAUUGGUAGAAUUGAAGAUUUCGAUUGGCACAAUGAAUUCUACGUCGGAUACUAUCCGACAAUGACCUAUCACAACGGAUUGCCGAUGCCACAGAGACCGUACUGGAGCAAAUUCCCCUACUACAAAUACAAGUACAUGAAGGAAAUAGAAGACAUGGAAUCUCGAGUAUCGGCGGCCAUUGACUCCGGAUUUGUCUUGGACGCAACUGGCAAAAUGAUCAACAUCUACACACCCGAGGGUCUCAACAUCCUUGGCAACAUCCUCGAGGGCAACGUGGAUUCCUGCAAUCCCGAUUUUUACGGCAGCAUCGAUCUCUUUGCGAGAAAGAUUUUUGGAUACAACUUGGAGCCGUCAACUCCCUACCAGAUUGUGCCCAGUGCCCUCGAGUUUUAUAGCACGUCCAUGAGAGAUCCCGCAUUCUAUCGUUUCUACAAAAGAAUAUUGUCUUACUAUUACAGGUACAAAAUGCAUCAAAAACCGUACAACAAGGACGAAAUCGUCUAUCCCGACGUGAAGAUCGAGUCCUUCGUCGUAGACAAGUUAAUUACCUAUUUUGAUCAGUUCGACACCUCGAUCAACAACGGUUUGAUGAUCGACGACGCGAAGGAAGCUGAGAAGACGUUGAUCAAAAUUCGCCAAUAUCGUCUCAAUCACAAACCGUUCAGCUUCCAUCUCGCUAUCAACGCCGAGAAAUCUAUGAAAGCCGUGAUACGCAUUUUCCUCGGACCAAAGUAUGACAUUCAUCACAAACUGUUGGAUUUCGCUGAAUACGCGAAAUACUUUUAUGAAAUGGACAACUGGAUAGUCGAUCUGAACGCCGGUGCGAACAAGAUUGUUCGAAACAGUCAAGCGUGCUUCUUCGCUAUACCCGAUCCGGAGCCGAGCGAGAUAUUAUACAAGAAAGUGCUCAAGGCUUUGGACAAUUCCGAUUCCUUCUCGUAUGCGGAAAGAAUCUACGGAUUUCCUGAGCGGCUGCUCUUGCCCAAGGGCAAAAAGGAGGGUAUGCCGUUCCAGAUCUUCGUGUACGUCAACCCGGUCGAAGGAGAACCGAUCCCUUACAUGUCUCGCGUGUUUGGUGGUUACAAAUUCGAUAACAAGCCGUACGGAUUCCCCUUGGACAAGCCUGUUUCCAAUUUCCGCUACGAUGGAUCUAACAUGCUGUUGAAAGACAUUAUGAUUUAUCACAAAGACGAGACAGAGCUGAAUGUCACUUAUUAAUCGCUAUUUACGUUAAAUAUUAUCUCAUUAUUUGAUUCAAUAUAUAACCAAUGUCGAUAUUCUAAACGACAACGUGUCGAAAUAAAGUACGUAUAUUUUGUAUAAUUUA